Molecule: messenger RNA, 855 nt
Organism: Penicillium atrosanguineum
Lineage: Eukaryota; Fungi; Ascomycota; Eurotiomycetes; Eurotiales; Aspergillaceae
Exons: 1
Coding region: 1-855 (284 amino acids)
Cellular component (GO): nucleus; cytosol
Source: RefSeq, a predicted model, not a curated record
AUGGAUCAGACCUACAAUCCGACGCAAUUGGCGCCUGUCAUACGCCUUAUGGUCCUCGAGACUGACAAGCCUCACCCAGACACGUACUCGAAGCGCGGCUCCUUUGGCCAAAUUAUACACACUCACUUUGCCAAAGCUGGGCGUGCCCAUAAUCCGCCUCUAGGCGUAGAGACGGAUCAAGUCUUUGUCGUGUCCGAACAAGGCGGCCGGAUUCCAACCGUGAAAGAUUUCGACCGCUUUGACGGGCUGCUCAUCACGGGGAGCGUGUACGAUGCUCACGGGAAUAACGAAUGGAUCCUGGAGCUGCUGGAACUUCUCAAGACUCUCUGGAUCAAGCGUACCGACUUCCACUUCCUGGGCGUUUGCUUCGGCCACCAGCUGCUCGCCCGCCUCCUCGGCGGCUCUAUUGCGCCCGCGCCCUCGCAAGACUGGGAACUCGGCCAUUGUCGUAUCACGCUUACACCCAUCGGCCAGCACCUCUUCCGUGCAUGUGAGCAACACAUUUAUCUGCAUCAGAUGCACCAGGAUCAGGUCGUCUCGCCGCCCACGGCCGCGUCCGCGGGACCCGACAUGCUCUCCCCGGACACCGAGGUCGCGUGCUGGGGCUACAGUGAGCAUACAGCUGUUCAGGGCCUGUACAUCCCGAACCGGCUGUUUACUACGCAGGCACAUUUAGCCUUCGACGAGGACAUGGUGAAACGACAAAUCCAGAUCAGAGUGGAGGGCGGCGGGAUCAAAGAUCUCGUGCAUGCGGAUCGGGCGGCCGACACGGCGCAUUUAGAGCACGAUGGCGUCGAAGUUGCCAAAGCUAUACUGCGGUCGUUUGUAUAUGACGACGAUGCAAAACAGCUAUGA